Chlorella variabilis is the source of this 447-nucleotide messenger RNA. Its product is annotated as expressed protein. NCBI's taxonomy places the organism in Eukaryota, Viridiplantae, Chlorophyta, Trebouxiophyceae, Chlorellales, Chlorellaceae. The record is from RefSeq and is a predicted model, not a curated record. The transcript has 2 exons. Bases 1 to 447 code for a protein of 148 amino acids.
AUGUCACUCGCCAAGUUUCUGCAGUGCAGCGAGGCGGAUGCCUGCGAGCGCAUGGGCGUAUCGCUCGAGGAGUUUGCGUCCUUCAAGGCUGCAUGGCAGGAGAACGACUUCCGCGCCUGGAUGGAUCAGCGCAAGGUGGGCAUCGAGCGCUACCGCGGCCUGACUGGCUCGCGGCAGCGCCCCACCGGCGCCAGCACCGCCGCUGCGCAGCGCGAGCAGCAGGUGCGGCAGCAGCGAGAGCGGCGGCAGCAGCUGCAGCAGCGCUGGGAGCAGCAGGUGGCGCAGUCCAGCUCUUCUGUGUGCGAGGAGCAGGAGGAGUAUCUGCGGGAGCAGCAGCUGCUGGAGGAGCAGGCCGACUUCUGUGAGUGGCCACAGGAGGAGGAGCAGGCCGACUUCUGUAAGUGGCCACAGGAGGAGGAGCAGGAUGCGCAUGUUCAGAGGGCAUAA